ACAUUACCCCUUUUGACGACUUUGCAUAUGUACAUUCGUACGUCCAUUAAUAUCGCCACUUGAGUUCUUGGUGUCUCACGCUCGGGUCUCACUGAACCGGCCUGCUGGGUCCUGUCCUACGACACCCCGUCACUCAUUGUCUCAGCCCUUGUGUCUUUCGGAGCGGCCCGUUGUCGCACGCAGCGCAUUUGCUGCCAUGGCCGCGACCGUCACGGCCGUGGCUGGCAGCCCGGAAAAGGAGACUGAGGUCGCACCCAGCAGCGCCGACACCAUCAUCUCCUCGUCUGCCCGCACCAAGCAAAACACCAUCACCACCCCCGACGCACCCUCAGAUGUACCACCCACCGCGAGCAGUCCCUUAGGCGAGGGCGAUGCCGCUGCCCAAUCAGCACCACCACCAGCACCACCACCGCCGCCGCCACCGGCGCCGGAGGAGACGCGCACGGCGCUGCAGACAACCUUCAUCAUCCUAGCCCUGGCCUCGGCGCUCUUCCUGGCCGCGCUGGACGUCACCAUCGUGACGGUGGCGGUGCCGACCAUCGCGCUGCAGUUCCAGAGCACGGCCGGAUACACGUGGAUCGGGUCGGCCUACAUGCUGGCCACGGCGGCCGCCGCGCCCGUGUGGGGCAAGAUCUCGGACAUCUGGGGCCGCAAGCCCAUCUUGCUCAUCGCCGUCGGCGUCUUCUGGGUCGGCUCCCUGCUGAGCGCCGUCAGCGUCGGCAUGGGCAUGCUGAUCGUGGCGCGCGCGGUGCAGGGAGUGGGUGGGGGUGGGAUUGUGAUUUUGGUUAAUGUGUGUAUUAGUGAUUUGUUUUCGAUGAGGAAGAGGGGCAUUUACUUUGGCGCCAUGGGCAUGGUGUGGGCAGUGGCCUCGGCUGUUGGCCCCGUGCUCGGCGGCGUGUUCACCACCGAGGUGACGUGGCGUUGGUGUUUCUACAUCAACCUGCCCAUCUCCGGCCUCGGCAUGACCAUCCUGGCGCUCGUGCUUAAGCUGCACAACCCGCGCACGCCGAUGCGGCAGGGCCUGGCGGCCGUCGACUGGCUCGGCUCCCUAACGGUCGUCGGCGCGACGCUGAUGGUCAUGCUCGGCCUUGAGUUCGGCGGUGUGACCUACCCGUGGAACUCGGCGGCCGUCAUAUGCCUGAUCAUCUUCGGCGUCGUUACCGCUGGUCUCUUUGUCCUGGUCGAGUGGAGGCUGGCCGAGUACCCGCUCGUGCCCAUGUUCCUGUUCCGGAAACGGCCCAGCGCCGCCGCGCUCGCCGUCGGUGCUCUGCAGGGCACCGUCUUCGUCUCUGGGAGCUACUUUCUACCCCUCUACUUCCAGGCGGUCCUCGGGGCCUCGCCGCUCAUGUCGGGCGUGUACAUCCUCCCGUGGGUCAUGUCUCUCUCGCUGCUCUCGGCCGGCACGGGCUUCUUCAUCAAGAAGACGGGCAAGUACCUGCCGUGCAUCAUCUUCGGCAUGACCGUCAUGACGCUCGGGUUCGGGCUCUUCACCAACCUCGAGUCCCAGGCGAACUGGGCCAAGAUCGUCCUGUAUCAGAUCGUUGCCGGCAUCGGUGUCGGACCGAACUUCCAGGCCCCUCUCAUCGCUCUCCAGGCGACCGUCAAGCCGCACGACAUGGCCUCGGCAACCGCCACCUUCCAAUUCGUGCGACAGCUGUUCACCGCCAUCUCCAUCGUCAUCGGCAGUGUCGUCUUCCAGAAUGGCAUGCAGAAGCGGUACCCGCAGCUGGCCGCGCAGCUCGGCCCGGACGUCGCGAGCUUCUUCUCCGGCAACAACGCGGCGUCCAGCGUGGGCCACGUCCAGGAGCUCCCAGACGGGCCGCGCCAGCUCGUGCAGGACGCGUACGCGGGGAGCCUGCGGACCAUGUUCAUCAUGUACGUCGCCUUCGCCGGGCUGGGCCUGCUGGUCUCGUUCCUCGUCGGCUCGCGCCAGCUGAGCAAGGACCACACCGAGCACAAGACGGGCCUGCAGCAGAUGAAGAUGUCGAAGCAGGCGCGCCUGGACGAGGCCGCGAACGGGGUUACGACGUCGGACGAAGAGAAGGACGGAGCCGCUGGGGGAGUGCGGGAGAAAAAGACGGAACAAUAAGCCGCGGCUUCGCCAGUUGCCUAUUGAAUAGAUCUGCGACUCAACUCUGGUAUAAUUAGUUAGAAAUUUGUAUCUUAAUGCGAAGCGGCUCAUCCCGUC
Molecule: messenger RNA, 2188 nt
Organism: Thermothielavioides terrestris NRRL 8126
Lineage: Eukaryota; Fungi; Ascomycota; Sordariomycetes; Sordariales; Chaetomiaceae
Exons: 2
Coding region: 197-2089 (630 amino acids)
Biological process (GO): transmembrane transport
Molecular function (GO): transmembrane transporter activity
Source: RefSeq, a predicted model, not a curated record